Messenger RNA from Brugia malayi, 243 nucleotides. RefSeq lists its product as uncharacterized. Bases 1 to 243 code for a protein of 80 amino acids. The transcript is spliced from 3 exons. Lineage: Eukaryota; Metazoa; Nematoda; Chromadorea; Rhabditida; Onchocercidae. The record is from RefSeq and is a predicted model, not a curated record.
AUGAAUGAUAUUAAAGGAAAGGGUGGUGGUGAUAACGAUGAUGAUGAUGAUGAUGAUGAUGAUGACGAUGACGAUGAUGAUGAUGAUGAUGAUGAUGAUGUAGGAGGAGCGGGUAGGGAAGGCGGUGGUAGUAGUGGCGGUGACGGUGGUAAGAAUGGCUUCAACGACACCAAUCCAUCAUCAGACAUUAAUUCUCUUACCGUUGGCGAAACGAAUUGGAUCGGGUCGAAUCGAAUCGAUUGA